Messenger RNA from Porites lobata, 2579 nucleotides. NCBI's taxonomy places the organism in Eukaryota, Metazoa, Cnidaria, Anthozoa, Scleractinia, Poritidae. The record is from the annotation of a GenBank genome assembly.
UUGAUAUUUUAUUUUCUAGGAGCAUUUCGUUGGCCAUCUGGUACAUACGGGAUACCCAAACCUACAUCCGGGUGUCCCGAGGAUGACGGUUUCCAAUGGAAGGAAGGAUGGAGAUCCCAAGACACAAAUGGAGUAAAUUCAAAGAACUCCAGGUCGCCAGAAUAUCACCUAGAUGGGAAAGUAGACAACACGAAGGUUCAAAGGUCAUUCUGCAUAAAAAACGAUACAACAAAUGAUAGGAACAGACCCUCCUGGCCUCCAGGUUAGUAAUUAUCAAAGGAAGGCAUGUUAUUAGUUUUGUUUGUAAUCCAUUAUUUCUGAUAUAAGUACAAUUGAACCUAUCUUGACUUAAGCGCUCACCCAUGGAGAUAGGUCAGCGGUAUCCAUCAUGGAGGGACAGUUCUGGGUUUCAGAUACUUCUUCACUUUUUCUAAAAUUUAAUAUCAUGAUCACUGUGCGCGUAGGUCAGCCGUUGAUUAAGUACCGAAUUGACCAAUAGCAGCAUAGCGGUAAAUCGAGCACCGGAAGUCGUUUUCAUUUGACUUUGCGUUUAUUUGGCGCUGGUGUUACAGACAUGUGGCAGUUGAAGAUAGGUUCCCGUUAGCAGAAGAUAGACACAGUGGAGUGUUCAGAUCAGGAGUUGUUUCCUUAUAGCAGUGCACAAGACUGUUAGUCCUCUUUCGUUCUUAUUAUGAAGAAACUCUAAGAUCGUUAUGUAAUAUCGAAUUAGAUACCGAGAUGCAUGAAUCUCUUUGUGAAUCUGGUUACGUUAACGUGCUGGGACACUCCAGACUCGUUUUGGAUUUCUACAUCUGGGAAUUGAUGGACAAAUAAGUUAAAACCCUUUAAGUGAUUUAAUUUAUGCUCCCUUAGCCCCAAUCUCUCGGAGUGCAAGAGAAACUAUUAUAUAGCAGUGUAGUUACUAAAUUACCGCCGUAUUCUUUCAACAGGAAAAUACUGCAUUUACAGAAAGAACCAGUGUCCUUUUAAAAUGAAAACGGGCUUUGUCUCCUGGGAUGAUUCUGAUCCAGAUGGCGUAAAUAAAAAGAAUUUCAAUGAUAAAAAUGGGACGCUUCCAGAUGGCGUAUACAACUCCAACACAAGAAUUGAGUUUUGUUGUAGAACAGACGGAAACAAAAAUGAUGCUAUCGUUCUAACCUCUGAAAAACCAUUUUUCCUUCUUGCGUAUGAGUCGCCAAAGUGUCAGAUGGUAAAGUGGGCUACAGUGAGGCCUGAGUGGAUAUAUUACGAUACAGAGGACCAUAGAAACGCAGAUAACCGCAGCGGAGCAUUUCCCUAUGACGCUGGUGUAAAUCAUCCAACUAUAUAUUACUGUUAUUAUCAUGGUAAGUAAAUCUUUCGGGUGGGGAGGUGAGGGGGUGGGGAGGUGAGGGGGGGGGUGGGGUUACUCCCAUAUAUGGGGUAGAUAAGUAUGGCCGCCCGAUAGUGUAUGGUUUUUGAGGGUCUCCAUCCUAAGAUAAGGUUUCAUUUUUGCCCUUGUUGGCGCUGUGUUCUUGGCAUGAUCAUUAGAUAGGGUACCGUUAUUAUAUCAGCUAAAAGGGAUUAAAUGCCUUUGUGCACGACGAAUAAAUCAUCUGUGAAAACUAAACUUUAUCUUAGAGUAUUAGGAAAGCGAUUCAUGGAAGAUUUGCAUGUUUCCAUUAAAUACUUAGUUUCUGUUUUUCCCUUGAAUUGGGUCUUAUUUUCCAGGUUUGGGCCUCAAAUAGAGUAUCAGUUUUCGUUCAUCUCAUGCUUAAAUAAGGGUCAGGGUUUAAGACCCUGGGCGGUACACACCUGUCCGAAAUUAAUGGGAGCACCCCCUGGUGCAAAUUUCGUUUCUACUACUAAUAAACCUCAAAUCGUAAAUGUCUCAUUACCGAUUACCUUCGCGGCUUUUCAGGGAAUUUACAACAAUAUAUGGUUGGGGCACGUUUGCCAAACUGUUUGUGGAGCAGUUUACAGUCAAUGAAGGAACGAGUUAUGAAUGCCCCUUACUAGCUACGAGUGUAAAAUUUAGAUAGAUCACCGGGGACUACGACCCCAGCUUCUUAGAAACAGUGACAACAUUGUGUGAUUGGAAAACCGUCAAUACCGAUGAUAUUUAUCUUAAGAUAUAAUAUUUUGUACUUGACGAAUGUGCGUGGGUAGCCUGUGCAUGUUAAGCAUACAUUUAUCUUGCAGGUUGUAACAAAACUCUAACUGGAUUGAACGGCACUUUUCACUCACCAAACUAUCCAAACAAAUACCCGGAUGGACAAUACUGCUCCUGGAGGAUCACAGUCAGCCCAGCCCAACAAAUCCACUUAACUUUCACAGCCUUCAAUCUGCAAAACGAAAAUAACACGGACGCUUUAUAUGUGUUUGAUGGAGAAAAUUCCACAGGGAAGGUGCUGGGAGUAUUUUAUGGAAGUUACUCUCCCCCAAAAGAGGGAAUAAACUCUUCUUCAAACCACAUGUUCAUAAUAUUCAAGUCAGACAAUAAUGGCUCCUACACCGGCUUCAGUGCCUCUUACAGUGCUGUUAAUUAUUCAGGUAAUGAUCAUGUACCUCUUAUUAAACAACUUCGAGCGUUCUUACUG